CUUACAUGUCAGAUAGGAAGGAGUAGGAAGGGGGUACGAGACACGGGGGGUCCAGCACUCACAGCCCGACCACAGAGAGGGAUGGAGACUCGAUCUAGAGAGGAAGAAGAGGGCUGACGUGACUUCUCCUGACAGUGUUUUUCUUUCUAACUUAAACUGUACGAGCCCUGUCUGCGGAUGCAACCUGUCUGUCAUCCCGUCCGUCCCGGUAAUCCUUUUUUUAUUGCAGCGUUUCCUCCGAGGAGGCUCCAGGCAGAGGGGACUACAAUGACAACCUGGUGAAUGCACACGAGAUGGAGUAAAACAUUUAGCAAACGCAGGAUGCGCAUCCCCAGCCCGACAAGGAAGAAGGUAGAGAAACCUGGCUGUUUUUCCGCGCCGUUGGGGAUUGAUCGUUUCCUUCAUCGCCCUCCUGCUGCCGGUGUCGGUGUAUAAUGGAGAGCUCCAAUGGCUCUGGCAGCGACACCAAACCGCAGAACCACCAGUUGGAGAAGAAGAGACUGAACCGAGCGCCUUCCCCGGCCAGACCUUUCCUCAAGGAUGUACACUCCCGCUCCACCAAACCACCUGCCAUCGUCCCCAAAUCCCCCAAACUCAGCAAGCAGCAGCAGGCUGCUUCACUGCCCCUGGCCCAUCCGAACCGCAGCUCAAGACGCAGCACACCCGGGCCGAAGGAGAAACCAGCCACGGCGAAAAGUAACACCAAGUCCUCUGUGGCCAAAAAGCCCACAAAGGUGCCCCAGCAUGCAGCAGCCGAGCCCAAAGCAGCUAGCAUCAAAGCGGACAGCACCAGCAGUCCCAUCCUCGCGAAGAGCAAGAAGGGGAAAGUAGCUUCUCACACGGGCCCACUCAGCCAUGGAUCCCCGAUCCGGGUACCGACCGGGGCGCCUCUCGGCCGGGUCAGCCAGACCGACAGCAGCUCAGACCUGUCAGACUGCCCGUCCGAGCCGCUGUCGGAUGAACAGAGGCUGCAACCAGCCGCUAGCAGCGACGCCGAGUCCGGUACCGGUUCCAGUGACAGGGAUCAUGUGGGAGCGGAUAAUCCUCCGCGGGGGGAAGCGACCGGAGCGGCUACUGCAGCUGCAUCUCCUCCGCCGCGCACAAGCGAGGCUUCGUCCGCAAAGGGAAGCAUGUCUCAGGCUCAGCCCGCUCCGGGGGCGCACGGGGAGAAACAGAAGCCGGAGAAAGCUUCAACAAGCGCACAACUCAGACUGCCAGGACACAAGGAUGUCACCGAGGACGAGCUGCAGAGGGAGGUUGAAGAUUUGAGAUCUGAAAACGACUACCUCAAGGAUGAAGUGGAUGAGCUCCGGGCAGAGAUGGAGGAGAUGCGGGACAGCUACCUGGAGGAGGAGGUGUACCAGCUUCAGGAGCUUCGGAGGGAACUGGACCGCUCCAACAAAAACUGCCGCAUCCUGCAGUACCGCCUGCGAAAGGCCGAGCAGAAGAGCCUGCGGGUCGCACAGACGGGACAUGUGGAUGGAGAGCUACUCCGGAGUCUGGAGCAGGACUUAAAGGUGGCCAAGGACGUGUCGGUGCGUUUGCACAAUGAGCUGGAGAGUGUGGAAGAAAAACGUAGCAGAGCCGAGGACGAGAACGAGCUGCUCAGACAGAAGAUCAUCGAGAUGGAGGUCUCCAAGCAGGCGCUGCACAAUGAGCUGGAGAGGACCAAAGAGACUGCACUGAGGAGACGAGGGAGCAGGGAAACGUUUAAAGACAAGAAGUCAAGUCAGGAGGACAGUGCAGACCUCAGGUGCCAGCUCCAGUUCUCCAAAGAGGAGUCCAGCCUGAUGAGGAAAAAGAUGGCGAAGCUGGGCCGGGAGAAGGACGAACUGGAGCAGGAGCUGCAGAAGUAUAAGUCUGUUUAUGGGGAUGUUGAUAGUCCUCUUCCCCUGGCUGAGUGUGCUGGUGGUGGUCCUCAUACGACGCGGGAGGCUGAGCUGCGACUUCGGCUCAAACUGGUGGAGGAAGAGGCGAACAUUCUUGGCAGGAAGAUAGUAGAGCUGGAGGUGGAGAACCGUAGCCUGAGAGCAGAGAACGAAGACAUCCGCUGUCAGUAUGAAAGAGACUGCUUUGGGCGGGAGCCUUUCUCCAGCAUGCCAUCAUCGCCGUACGGAGGUGAUGCUCUAGAGUCGGCAAGUGAGCUCCGUCGCCAUCUUCAGUUUGUGGAGGAGGAAGCUGAGCUGCUACGGCGCUCCAUCUCUGAGAUUGAGGACCACAACAGGCAGCUGACGUCUGAACUCAACAGGUUCAAGUUUGGUCCGAGCAGCAGCAGCUCUGUUGGCGAGGAGGGAAGCGAGGGGGGAAUAUUUAAACCCGGGGGGAACGGUAAUGGCUCUAGUAGCGGGAUGAUGAUGGAGGAGCUUAAAUCAGCCAGGUUGCAGAUCAAUGAGCUGAGCGGGAAGGUGAUGAAGCUGCAGUAUGAAAACCGAGUCCUCAUGUCCAAUGUGCAGCGCUGUGACCUGGCCGCUCACCUCGGCCUGCGAACUGGAAGCCCUCGAGACAGUGAUGCCGACAGCGACACAGGUAGGAGAGACGCUGCUGAAGAAGAGGAGGCAGGUCGGCUACUUCUCCUCCAUCCAAAGAGGGAGGGUCCUAUUGGAGGGGAGAGCGACUCUGAAGAUAUGUUUGAGAAAACAACCACCACCUCAGGGUUCGGAAGCAUCAAACCUUCAGAUGGCAGUGAGCUUAGCGCCACAGAGCUGGCCAACCGCAGGAGGGAAGAGCGGGAGUCAUUCACAAACGUUAAACGUGAGGCGGAGAGGCUCGGGAAGACCGUAGACCGCCUCAUUACAGACACGGACAGUUUAAUCUUUGAGGGUAGGCUGCUGGUGACAACAGGCGAGAGUCUGGAAGGAGGGGCAGCAUCAGGAAGUAAACCAGACACUCAAGUCCUGGACACCAUCAACACCCGCAUGAAGGCUUUCCGCACAGAGCUACACAUCUUCAUGGAGAAGCUGGACCAUGUAGGGGAGGGGCUGAGAGAAAGGACAGAGGAUCUGUCGCCCAUGCCAAACCUCACAGAGUCCAGCAGCUUUCUCUCCACGGUCACGUCCAUGUCUCGGGACUCUCCCAUUGGCACCUUUGGAAGGGACCUGGUGACCGACUUCCAGUCCGGUCAGAGGGAUGAGCUGGAGUGGCGUCUAGGACAGGAGCGAGGCGUGGAACCCCAGAGCCAGAGCCAGGGUGGGGGCCAGGCCCAGAGCAGGGGAGCCCCGGGACUCACUAGGUACCACAGGCCCCUGGCUUUAAGAGCAGAGCUCCGGGACACGCCUGCUGCUGACAUCCAGUUUCGUCUGGAUCAUGAACGAAGGCUGCGAGCAGCGACAGAGGAGCGGGAGGCUGUCGUCUCUCUGCCUCAGCAGGAAGAUGAGCGUUUGCGCCUGGAGGCCCAGCGUGGAGGUCUGGAGCUGCAGGGACUUCAGAGUCACGAUGUACCCUGGACUCAGGAGAGAGCCAUGCUGCAACAAGAGGUCCGCCUCUUCAGACGCAACACCAUCAUCUUCUACAUGAAGCUCAGGUCCAUCCUUAUGCACUGGAGGCUCGAACGCAGGGACGAGUCUGGAGAGGAGACGGGGCAUCAAGAGUUUGAGAAGUUGGAGGGCAUCCCAGAGCUUGGCGCGAUCACGGAGCAGGCGGAGGGGGAGGCGGAAAGAGACGACAGACUGUGUUUACCUCAGACUUCAGGGGACGCCCGCGACACCGGGCCCUUCAUCCCGCUGCCGUCACCUGAUCGUCACCUGCAGCAUCAAAGACAGUUUGGGGAGAACCGUCAAGUCCUGCAGGCUCUGCGGACGCUGCUGGAGGAGUUUCGGGAGGAGCUGCGGGAGGAGGAGACGCGGAGACGGCAGCUACAGCAGUCCUACGCCAAUGACAAAGCCGCCUGGGAGGUCAAGUGGGCAGAGAUGAAGUGCCAGGUUGCACAGUUGGAGGCGGAGAAGCCAGGCCAAGUGCGAGGCGAGGCUCAGGGAGACGAAGGAGAACCAUCAGGAGGCCCUGAGCGGGCCUUGAAGCAGGAGCGCGAGGAGCACCAGCGUCUCCUGGCUGAGAGUCACAGCACCUCCCUGGACCUCCGCUGGAAGCUUCAGCACGGAGAGAAGAGGUGGAGCCGCGAGAGGGCCGAGCUCCUGGAGCGCUUCGACAAGGAGCGGCAGGAGUGGGAUGGCAGCAUGAGGGAGCUCCACCGCAAGAUGGAGAGGAUGCAAAGAGAGCUGAACACCAGGCGAGGCGAGGGCAUCGACAUUAAAGACGCUCACAGGGGAGUGUUUUCGCCUCAGGACAGUCCGUGUAACGCCCCCCGAUCUCCUCGCUCCCCACGUUCACCCUGUACGUCCACGCCUGUCUCUGCCCUGCCCACACGCUCCCAUUCUGACUCUGAGGCCAUGCUGGAGGAACAGGGUGCCGCCAUGAGGCUGAAGGGACCAACAGAGAACCUGUUCCUAGAUGCUCUGUCUCUGGACCCCCUCAGCUGCCUGGAGGUGCCGCCUCCAUCCAGACUGGAGAGCGAGAAGAGAUUCCCUUGCUUAAAGGAGGCUCUGAAUGAGAUUUCAGAGAGAGAAGGCUCUCCCGAGUAUCCAGAGGAGGAAAUGGGUGGAGGAAGUCUGCUCAGAGCUAAGUCCGUGUGCUCCAUGAGCGACUUCCAACGGUUAAUGGACAGCUCACCAUUCCUCCCUGACAAGACUCGUCACGGUGAUCAGGGCCAAGACGACAUCACCCCUCCUCUGUCCCCGGACGACCUCAAGUACAUCGAGGAGUUCAACAAUAAGGGCUGGGAUUUCCCAUCAUCCACCUCUGGUCCAGGUCCACUAAGGGAAGCAUGGCCUGACAGACCGCCUGAGGCCCGGGGAGGGGAGCCCACUCUCAAUCCAUUCCAGCCGGCCUCCUGGUUCCUCACCACCAGUGCCACCUUGACCACCAGCACCCUUAGCAGCCCCGAGCACUGCCACAAGUCCCCACUGAGGGGCAAUGGAGCAGGGGCAGCAGGGGUGGGACUGGAUAGCUGUGGGGUUCACAUCCUCCACAGUCCCACAAGGCCUGGAGCAGCUGAGCGCCCUACUGCCCAAGACGCAGACUUCCUGUACGCCAAAGGGACCAAAGCCAGGGGAGGAGGAGAGAUGGGGGUGGGACCCAGCGGGCCUGAUGAGGUCUUCAGCAGUGGGAGGUGGCCUUGUGGGCUUCUAGAGGGAGGGGGGUUGAGGACUUCUCCUAGCCAGUCUCCUAUCUACACUUCCUCUUUGGAGCUUCAGCUCUCCAGGAACCUGAGUGACGACAUGAAGGAAGUGGCAAUUUCUGUGAGGAACGCCAUUCGCUCCCCACCAGGACCAAUUGUCCGGGACUCUGCCUGCCAAACCAACGGGUUCACCACUCGAGGCACUCAGACCACUCAGACCAUCAGUGUGGGUCUACAAACAGACCUGCUGAGAAACCUGACCAGCAGCCCCCACCGCUGCCUCACACCCAAAGGUGGUAGCACGCCUAUAUCAUCCCCGUCACGCAGCACGAGAAAGGUUCAAUACUCACCGGUGAUCCAGAGUAAGUUUGAGCGACCGUGCUGCUCGCCAAAGUAUGGCUCACCCAAACUUCAGCGUAAACUGUCCACAUCCAAUAAGGGGGAGCUACCCAACACCAGCCGUGCUCCCACACCCACCACCCCACAGAAGGGCAACAACGAGUCGGCGUGGGCUCGCUCCACCACCACUCGCGACAGCCCUGUCCAUACCACCAUCAACGAUGGCCUCUCCAGCCUCUUCAACAUCAUCGACCACACCCCUGUAGUCUACGACUCCAUGCAGAAGUUCAACAAGUCCCCCAGUCGGUCCCGCCCCACCCCUCCCUCUAACGAACCAGGCGACCCCAGGAGCUCACAGGAGUGCUUACGGACCGCUCGUGGGCGCUCGCCCAGCCCUGUGCAGCUGAUAGUUGAGACACAGGGGGACAAAAACCAGGAAGUGGUGAGCAUUCGGCAGGACCUGUCGGCCCCGCCGGGCUACACGCUGGCUGAAAAUGCAGCUCGCAUCCUUAAUAAGAAGCUGCAGGAGCAGAACUUUAGAGAGGAGAGGAGGCUGCAGGCCGGAGCUCAGAGCGGCCACAGCAGAGACAACAGCAAGCAGGCCGACUCAGACAGAGGACAGUCUGGAUGUAUGGAGGACCUGCCUCGCUCUCCGGUGGCCCCGCCCCUCGACGCCUGCUUCCAGAGACCGGCCCGCCCGGCCAACCAGCGACCACCAUCGAGGUGGGCAGCCCACUCCCCCUCUUCCUCCCCAAAGUGGAGCGAGGGCACGAAGAGGAGGUUCACCUUCCCGCCGCCGGGGCACCGCAAGACCAUCCUGGAGGGCGAGGAGCUGAUCUGAGACCAAGUCCUCUACCUCCGCUCUCACUCUGCUCCACCUCAGCCUAAAAAGACCCAGUACCUCAGAAAUCCCCCCGCCACACAAACCCAGAGACUCCAAAGAGGCGGAGCCUGACGCGGGGGGUUUCAUGAUCCACCCAGUAGCACCAGCUGACCAUCGAUGAACCAGAAGAACCUGGAAUGUACUGUAAUAUCAUAGAAAAAAGACAUUUCCAUCAGAGGUGCCUGCACACACUUGAGUUACUCAUCACCCCACACGUGUGUUUAUAUGUAUUUAUUACAUAUAUGUAUAUUUUAGUCGCAUUUUUGACUCUUUGUUUCAGCUGAAAACUGAUGAUCAGCUGCUGGAUUUAUAAGAUGUUUACACCUUUUUGUUUACAUUUUUCUUUUUCUACAUAAAAUCUUUUAUUUUGUCCUGAUCAAUACAUGUUCAAAAUCUUGUUUUGCAAUAAGAUCAUCCCUUUAUUUUUUUUUUUUUGUUGCCAGCGUUUCAAGCUUGACUUUUUUGUUUUUUUGUUUUUUUGUUUUUUUUGUCACAGAGAAUGGAAAGACACAAGCAGGCAAACAAACAAAAAACAAUUUCUGCUUCUUUAGGUCUGAAGCAGAGACAUGAUGUCAUUUCUGAUGCUAAUGUACUUUAUUUAUUUUACGUUGGGAUGAAUGUUUGACUCAUGUAAAAGAAGGGUGAUGACAAACUGAUUAACUUUAUGCAUAUUUGGAAGGCAGUUGUACAAAUAUCAGCGAAAUAUUUGCAUGCCUUUUGAACACUAGCACUUUAGUGCAUGUACAUACGAGCUCUAGUCUUUUGUGAUCACUCGGCUCCGCUGUGGGGGGAAAAAAUGUCGUGAUGGGAACUCUUGAGCUGUUGUUUUUGUCGUCACAUGAUUUGCAUCGACUCAAAUAAGAUUUUUAAGUAAAUUAUUGUACCUACUGGGCUGUCUUUGUACAGUUGUUACUAUUGGAUAUGAAUUACUUUUUUUCUUUUGACAGGAAAAAAGGGAUUGUGGGAAAAAUAUGAAUGUUUUAAAUGAAGUCUAUGUCAAAAAAG
Messenger RNA from Cheilinus undulatus (humphead wrasse), 7397 nucleotides. RefSeq names its product microtubule cross-linking factor 1. Gene Ontology annotation, biological process: regulation of autophagy. The transcript is spliced from 15 exons. Bases 435 to 6350 code for a protein of 1971 amino acids. The record is from RefSeq and is a predicted model, not a curated record. Lineage: Eukaryota; Metazoa; Chordata; Actinopteri; Labriformes; Labridae.